UACACUACAAUACCAUCGUAUGAUAAAACGUCAUAACUUUGUGCAAUAGACACUCUCUAGGACCUUGAGGAGUUAAUGAUGUUCUUCCUGGUAUGUUAGUGAAAAGUGUACGCCCUCGAUGGCCUGAUAGAGCACCUGACUUACCUGAACUGAAGCCAUCAACCGUACAGAUCCACACAACCCGGAAAUAACCUACUUGACAACAUAUCAUAAAAAUAAUAACUCGAUCUUCCCUUCCACAAUUCUCAAAUAAUAACAUUUGUGACGGAAAUUCAAAGUGAACGUUUCAUGGCAGCUGGAUAAAUUUCAACAGCUUUAAUACAGCCAUGGCAAGUGGAUUCUCACCAACGGCUCCAGGAGGCCCACCUCCUAUUUCAGACCGCAGGAUUGUACUGCUGGGAAAAGCUGGAGCUGGAAAGAACAGAGUAGUCAGAGUCAUCCUGAGAGACACAAAGCUGAAUAAAGAGAGUGAAGAGUGCUUUUUAUAUGAAGGUGAACAGGCAGGAAGGAGGAUCUGUGUAGUGGACACACCAGGAUGGGACAGAGUUUCUAUAGAGUGCACUGCAAUGAAGAUUAAAAAUAAAAUCACCCGAAGCGUGACACUUUGUCCUCCAGGUCCCCAUGCUCUGAUUCUGGUGUUGCCCGUAAACACUGGUGAUGGACCUUCUCUAAAUGAACUUAAAUCAGCAAUUCAGCACAUGGAGCUGCUCUCUGAGAGAGUCUGGAAUCACACUAUGGUGCUUUUCCUGUGUGAUGAAGAUGUAGAGGAAUCCACAAUCAAAGAUCACAUUCAGAAAGCAGAAAAACUGCUGGAAAAGUGCAGAGGCAGACACUAUGUUAUGCGGCAGAGUGAACCUGAAACCCAGGUCCAUGGACUCCUUACAGAGAUAGACAGCGUGGUGGAAGAAAAUCUGGGUGAUUUCUUCCUGCCACAGGUUUACUAUGAACUGAUACAGAGCAAAAUAUCACAGGAUAUCAAAGAGUUGAAAAAAAUGUACGAGGACAGAGAGGAAAUGCUGAAACAAGGAUAUCAGAAAAGACUUAGUGUGUAUAAAAAACAGGCUGAGGAAGAAACUGUGCUUCAGCAGAGACGUGGAAGUGCCCAGGCAACUCGUCCAUCUUUCAAUGAAGAUGAAAACCAGGCAGUGGAUAUUGAUGACAUCAAGCGCAAGUAUCGGGAUGAUCUUCUGGCACUUGCAAAAUAUUACCUCAAACCUGUAGGUCUGCUGGUGUUGGCUGUGAUUGGCGCUCUUAUUGGAUCGGUGGCUGGAUCUAAUUAUGGAGUGUUGGGCUCUAGUAUCGGGAUCGUCAUUGGAAUCGUAGUAACAAUUCCACUGGCUUUAUGGCUGAUUAACGCUGCAAGCCUGGCGCAACAGAGUUCAACUCUUGUGGGAGAGAGAAAAUCUGAACACAUCGAUUAACCACUACAACUGUGAGAUAUAAAAUUGUGUGCAAAUUGGAGGUGCCAAUAGGAAGGAAUAAAACACGAUAAGAUGGGCACUUGUAGAAAAAAAAAAACACUAAUGAUGUGGUGUGAAGCGGCCCCCAUGCAAAGCACAGUUAUUGUUAUCACUCUAAAGUUUUAUUUACAUUUUUAUUUAUUAAAGGAAGUUAUGUUUUUAUCCACUUACAGUUACAUUUGAUAUGUGAAAAAUAAUGAGAUUGUUGUCACAUGCAGAGAGUGACCAGUAUUUGCCAGUUAUUCCUGCAGCUCCUUUAGUGUUGCUGUAGGUCACUUGGCAGCCUCCCUGAUAAGUUUUCUUCUUAUAUAUAUAUAUUUCUUUCUUAAAUAUAUAUAUAUUUAUUGGCAAAUUUGCUUAUACGUCAUUCUGGGACUCAAAUCUGUGCUUGUUUAUACAGAACUUGGAUGAAUAAGAUCCACUGAGUUUUCAACCUCUAUAAAGUUGGUUUGAAUGUUGAUGUUGAAUGUUGAAUCAUGUUGAUGAUUUAGAGAAACAUGUCCUGUUCUGUAAUUCACUCUAUUUUUGGUAUUUUUUCCUUACAAUAAACUUUGUUAAGACAUA
Molecule: messenger RNA, 2024 nt
Organism: Pangasianodon hypophthalmus (striped catfish)
Lineage: Eukaryota; Metazoa; Chordata; Actinopteri; Siluriformes; Pangasiidae
Product: GTPase IMAP family member 4
Exons: 4
Coding region: 327-1421 (364 amino acids)
Molecular function (GO): GTP binding
Source: RefSeq, a predicted model, not a curated record